Messenger RNA from Vespa velutina, 706 nucleotides. Its product is annotated as fatty acid synthase-like. The coding region runs from base 293 to 706 and encodes 137 amino acids. Gene Ontology annotation, molecular function: oxidoreductase activity; fatty acid synthase activity. The record is from RefSeq and is a predicted model, not a curated record. Gene Ontology annotation, biological process: fatty acid biosynthetic process. NCBI's taxonomy places the organism in Eukaryota, Metazoa, Arthropoda, Insecta, Hymenoptera, Vespidae. The transcript is spliced from 2 exons.
CGUACUUCCGAGGAAUCGUGGAUAUUGUUAAGGAAGAUCGAGAAAAUUUCGAAAAAUAUUCUAUUUAUUAAUGUUAGGAGCAAUGAAUUUAACUGGUUGAAAGAAGUACAAAAUGAGCUUGCCAAUGAAACACAAGAAGAUAACAAGACAGUAAUACUUGUUGAGGAAGGAAACUUUGAAUCUGGUCUCUUAGGAUUCAUUAAUUGCUUACAGAAAGAACCUGGAGGCAAAAUCUUUCGAGCUGUUUUAGUUCAGGAUCUUACAGCCCCGAAUUUUUCGGGGUCGACAUAUUAUGAGACUCAGUUCAAACAAAUGCUUAUCAAAUCUUUGCCAAAUGGACGACAUUUUUUCUUGGACCGUACCUGAAAGUUGGAGUUUGGAAGAUAAAGCGACAGUUCCAUGCGUAUAUUUCACAUGUAUAGGUGCGCUUAAUAUUAACGGAGAAAUGAAAAAAGGUGAUAAAAUACUUAUCCACUUUGGUGCUGGUGGUUUUGGCCAAACUGCGAUUAUCUUGGCUCUGCACGAAGACUGUGAAGUAUUUACUACCAUUGAUACACCAGAAAAACGUAAAUUCAUUAAAGAAACUUUUCCCAGUAUCGACGAUAAUCAUAUUGGAAAUUCUCGAGAUACUAGCUUUGAACAAAUGAUUUUGCAAGAAACCGACAGUACAGGUGUAGAUAUAGUUCUAAAUUCUUUAGCGGAAUAA